Molecule: messenger RNA, 540 nt
Organism: Adineta steineri
Lineage: Eukaryota; Metazoa; Rotifera; Eurotatoria; Adinetida; Adinetidae
Source: the annotation of a GenBank genome assembly
AUGAAUGAAGUGCAAUCGCACAAUAAUAAUGGAUUAUUUCGAACAAGAAAAUCUUAUAAAGAUAAAAAACGAUAUGGUCGUCUAUUCAUACGACGUUCAAAAAUCUACCAUUCACUAACAAAUAAUAGUCUUUCUCAAACAGUACAAUUAAAACAUAGACGUAUAAAUCGAAAACGAUUUAAUGAUGGUGGUGGUGGUGAUGAGAAAAUGUUUCCGUCAUUAUCAAAUGAACGAAAACAUAUUGAUUUUACUGAACUUGAACAUAUUUUUGAUAAUGCUAUUCGAAAUCGUGUUCCUCUCGAAUUAUAUAAAGAAAAAUCUCCAACAAAACAACAGGAUUAUCUUCCUGUACAAUCCAUUCCUAAAUUAACAAAUAAUCGAACUGAUGCACGAAUAGAAUUAUCCAAUCAAUCAUUUUUACAACCUAUUAAAGACAAUAGUUAUUAUUUUAUGAAAUAUCGUAAAAUACUUUUAGCGAUCACUCUUGUUACAUUAUCAGCUGCUAUCGGUUUUGUUACUGUUUUUCUAUUUUUUAAAUAA